GGAGUACUAAGGUGACUGUGUUAUCGUGAAGGGUAGUUGGGCUUCCGCCUAUAUUAGAAAUGAACCCCCUCGUGGGUGGGAUUUCAGUCCGAAACUAAGCAGAAGUAUUCAUUUGAUUCUUUUGUUACAUCCAUUAUCUUUGAGAGCAAGCUCUCCCGUUAUAUUUACUCCUGUGGUCCUUUUUCUUAAUCUGCAAGGAUGACGAACCUGAUCUUCGUGGUACUCUUUAUGAGCGUCCUGCUCCCAAAUACCAAUGCCGCAACCUUGAGAUUACCAUCCAGCAGGCAUUCACACGACACACGUCACAUGGCACCUCUGGCCUCACCCACCCCCACCAAGCCAAGUCAAGACCUUCCUGAAAGUCACGGAUCAUCUGCUACCAACAACGAGCGAACCGCCCCCGAUUCCGGCGACAAAAUCCUUUCACCAAAAGGGAUUAGCUUUGAGAAAGCUAAAAUGGAAUCGAGAGGGGAUGGAUGUGAGGCCGGCAUGCAUUUUGGACCGCCGGCAGAUACUGGAGUGAUCGAAGAUUGCAUCACGAACCUCUAUGCCAAAGGACCAGAAGCCAUGUGCGAAGCUUCAGCUAUACACUGUUCCAGAAAAACACCCACCACAGACAGCACCAACACUGCGGUUCAGGUCGUCGACGAUCCUACUUCGGACGGAAUCCCUUGUUCUCUGAUCAUUGAGUCACUGGAAAGGUUUCUCAUCUAUUGCUGCACUGGCAACCAAUCUGGAUGCGGAGGGAAUAUUCCACUGGGACCAUCAUCACAGGAGGGUGGUUUUAAUAUUGCAAGUAGUGGAGGAUCUGCUAUGAUAAUGAUCGAAGUGUCAGAGUGACAGUGACGACCAGUGGGCACGCGUGUCUGAAGACGAUAUUUAUUUCCUUCGAAGAAAUCCGUUUUUAAUCACGGUAUACUUAUCUAGCGCAAUAGGAGUUUUUGAAAUAUAAUAUAUGGUGUGUC
Molecule: messenger RNA, 965 nt
Organism: Colletotrichum destructivum
Lineage: Eukaryota; Fungi; Ascomycota; Sordariomycetes; Glomerellales; Glomerellaceae
Exons: 1
Coding region: 199-840 (213 amino acids)
Source: RefSeq, a predicted model, not a curated record